This is a messenger RNA of Poecilia latipinna (sailfin molly), 2170 nucleotides long. RefSeq names its product adenosylhomocysteinase-like 1 (gene ahcyl1). Bases 480 to 2147 code for a protein of 555 amino acids. The record is from RefSeq and is a predicted model, not a curated record. NCBI's taxonomy places the organism in Eukaryota, Metazoa, Chordata, Actinopteri, Cyprinodontiformes, Poeciliidae. Gene Ontology annotation, biological process: L-methionine cycle. The transcript is spliced from 17 exons. Gene Ontology annotation, cellular component: cytosol.
GGCUUUAGGGACUAAGGUUUACUUUAUGCAAACUGACGACGAGUUAUACAAGUAGGAAGUAAAUACUAUAAAAACUCUAUACGAAUACAAUUUCCCGUCUUUCUGUUCUGAAUCCUGUCCUCCGGUUGGAACGCUGUGUUUACGAUCACCGCCUGAACACAGCCUACUUCCUCAGGUGACAGGCUGAGCCUACCGCCCCCUCCCAUCAGAGAUGCUUCUGUCUGAGGUUGACAGCACAACGCAGGACCAGCAACUGCCUCCGCAGCGCUUCUAGGGAAUUGAAGAAGCCAGAAAACUUGACCUAAGCGCCUACUUCUUACUUAUAUAGAUUUCAGAAUCUGUUCGGUCAUUUUUAAACCACACACCAAAGAUCAAAGAAGGCGACGGACCGAGCUAACGUUAGUUUAAACUCCACAGACAACCGGCUUCUCUUUUUCUCCCCCCUCAUCUCCUCCUUCUUUUAGUAUCACUUAGAUGCGAUGACAGACUCGGCAGUGGACAGCAAAACGGAGGUCAAGCAGGCCACCAAAUAUGUCAAAGAGACCGAGAACGUCGCGGAAAAAUACUCCGCAUUGACCGUCAGCAAGAACAGCAGCGAUGUGAACAUGAACGUCGGAGAGAUGCCCUCCGCGGCGUUCACCGCAGUCCCGACGCUGAAGUCGGUGAAGAAGAUCCAGUUUGCGAAUGCAGAGGACAAGCAGGAGUUCAGCAAGUUUCCAACCAAGGCGGGUCGCCGCUCGCUCUCACGCUCCAUCUCACAGUCCUCCACAGACAGCUACAGCUCAGCUGCUUCCUACACCGACAGCUCCGAUGAUGAAACCUCCCCCCGGGACAAAGCCCAGGUCAACAGCCACGGCAGCACCAACUUCUGUGUGAAGAACAUCAAACAGGCUGAAUUCGGACGGCGGGAAAUUGAAAUAGCAGAGCAAGACAUGUCUGCCCUGAUCUCGCUGAGGAAGAGAGCCCAGGGGGAGAAGCCCCUGGCCGGGGCCAAGAUAGUGGGCUGCACCCAUAUCACUGCUCAGACAGCCGUCCUGAUUGAAACUCUGGUGGCCCUCGGGGCCCAGUGCCGCUGGACUGCCUGUAACAUCUACUCCACUCAAAACGAGGUGGCCGCUGCUCUCGCUGAAACUGGUGUACCUGUGUUUGCAUGGAAAGGUGAAUCAGAGGACGACUUCUGGUGGUGCAUCGAUCGCUGUGUCAACAGCGACGGCUGGCAGGCCAAUAUGAUCUUGGACGAUGGUGGAGAUUUGACCCACUGGGUUUACAAGAAGUAUCCCAGCGUGUUCAAGAAGGUCCGAGGGAUCGUGGAGGAGAGCGUCACUGGCGUUCACAGAUUGUAUCAGCUGUCUAAGGCGGGUAAGCUGUGCGUCCCUGCGAUGAAUGUGAACGACUCGGUUACGAAGCAGAAGUUUGACAACCUCUACUGCUGCCGCGAAUCUAUUCUGGAUGGCUUGAAAAGGACCACGGACAUAAUGUUUGGAGGCAAACAAGUGGUUGUGUGUGGUUAUGGGGAGGUGGGAAAAGGCUGCUGCACUGCUCUCAAAGCCCUCGGCGCCAUUGUGUGCAUCACAGAGAUUGACCCCAUCUGUGCUCUGCAGGCAUGUAUGGACGGAUUUCGAGUGGUCAAGCUGAGCGAGGUCAUCCGGCAGAUGGACGUGGUGAUAACUUGCACUGGGAACAAGAACGUUGUUUCCAGAGAGCAUCUUGACCGAAUGAAAAAUGGCUGCAUUGUCUGCAAUAUGGGACAUUCCAAUACAGAGAUCGAUGUGGCGAGCCUACGCAGCCCCGAGCUGACCUGGGAGAGGGUUCGCUCUCAGGUCGACCACAUCAUCUGGCCAGAUGGGAAAAGGGUCAUUGUGCUGGCAGAGGGUCGUCUUUUAAAUCUGAGCUGUUCUACAGUGCCUACGUUCGUGUUGUCCAUCACUGCUACUACUCAGGCUCUCGCCUUGAUUGAGCUGUACAACGCUCCAGAAGGACGAUACAAACAAGACGUUUAUCUUCUGCCCAAGAAAAUGGAUGAGUACGUGGCCAGUUUGCACCUGCCCAACUUUGAUGCCCACCUGACAGAGCUGUCCGAUGAGCAGGCUAAGUACAUGGGGCUGAACAAGAACGGCCCGUUUAAGCCAAAUUAUUACAGGUACUAAUAAAGAUGUCUGCUACUCAGCGA